Messenger RNA from Yamadazyma tenuis ATCC 10573, 2546 nucleotides. The record is from RefSeq and is a predicted model, not a curated record. Lineage: Eukaryota; Fungi; Ascomycota; Pichiomycetes; Serinales; Debaryomycetaceae.
AUCAUCAUCAGGCUAAUAAAUAUCUAACUAAUAGAAAUAUGGCUCCCGUCCCCCCAUUGAAAGACGAUGUGUUGGACUUGAUCGGUAACACCCCGUUGAUUAAGUUGAACAAAAUCCCCCAAAGUUUGGGCAUCAAGGCCAAGGUCUAUGCCAAAGUUGAGUUGUUCAAUGCCGGUGGUUCUAUCAAAGACAGAAUCGCCAAAAACAUGGUUUUAGAAGCUGAAAAAUCGGGCAGAAUCAAACCCGGUUACACAUUGAUCGAACCUACUUCAGGAAACACCGGUAUUGGUUUGGCUUUGGUUGGUGCUGUUAAAGGAUACAGAACCAUCAUCACCUUGCCUGAGAAGAUGUCCAAUGAGAAAGUAUCAGUUUUGAAAGCCUUGGGGGCCGAAAUCAUUAGAACCCCCACCGAAGCUGCCUGGGAUGCUCCUGAGUCCCACAUUGGUGUUGCCAGAAAGUUGGAGAAAGAGAUCCCCAAUGCCGUCAUUCUUGAUCAAUACUCUAACAAAGCCAAUCCCAAUGCCCAUUACUAUGGAACUGGGUUUGAGAUUUGGGAGCAAACUGAAGGUAAGGUCACCCACUUGGUGGCUGGUGCUGGUACUGGUGGUACUAUCACCGGUAUCUCUCAGUACUUGAAGGAGAAAAACCCCAAUGUCAAGGUAAUUGGAGCUGAUCCAAAAGGGUCUAUUUUGGCAGUUCCUGAGUCUCUCAACACUUCUACUGAAUCCUAUAUGGUUGAAGGUAUCGGAUAUGAUUUCAUUCCAGACGUGUUGGACAGAAAGUGGGUGGACAACUGGAUCAAGACUGAUGAUGCCGAUUCGUUCAAAUUGGCCAGAAGAAUCAUCAGAGAAGAAGGCAUUUUGGUAGGAGGUUCCUCUGGGUCGGCUUUGCAGGCAGCCUUGGAAGUCGCUAAAGACUUGACCGAAGACGAUACGGUUGUGGUGGUGUUCCCGGACUCCAUUAGAUCCUACUUGUCCAAGUUCGCUGAUGACGAAUGGAUGAAGACCAAUGGGUUUGAGGUGGAAGAAGCUAACGCUGGGGCCAACGAACAAGAUAAGUUCAUGGCUUCCAAAACUAUCGGGGAUUUGACCAAAGGAAAGGCUCCUGUUGUGACUGUGACUUUGGCUGAUACAAUUGGAAAGACCUUUGAGUUAUUACAACAGAAUGGUUUCGACCAAUUGCCGGUGUUGAACGUUUCUGGACAAUUGGUGGGUUUGGUGACUUUGUCUUCUAUAUUGAAGGCACUUUCUUCCAAGAAGGUUCAGAUGACCAAUUCGAUCAGACCGGUGAUAAUUGAUUUCAGAAAGUUGGCUGACUUUGAAAAGUCCUUCACUAUCACAAAAGAAUCGGGCUACUCCAAGAGAAAGUAUGAACCAAUUACUUUAGACACAUCUUUAGCUUUGCUUAACAAAUUCUUUGAAACAAACUCCAACGCUAUUAUCACUGAUGACGAGUACAAGCCCAUCCAAAUUGUCACUAAAGUUGAUUUGAUUUCGUUUUUGGCCAAGAACACCACCUAUGUAUAACGUGGUUAUAAUUGUUUGUUCCAUACUCUAUUGACAGAAACUAAUUAGGCUAUAUAAAUACAUGGAUGUUUCUCCUUGGGGUCUAUUCUACAACUGUAAUCUCUCGUGUCUAAGAGAACUUCCAUCUGUUACCACAAUUCUCACAGGUACAGAAUGUUGUCAACGGCUCAUCAGCAGAUCUGGUUUGCAUCUGAUAAUAACUAACCUUCUUGUGUUUACAUUUGCCGCAAGUGAACCUGUCAGUGACUGCUCUCUUUUCGGUUGCUCCUUGGGCAUCAAAAAGAUUCUGUUUAUGUAAUUUUUCGAUUUCUUUCUUCAAGGUUUCAGGUGCCAUUUCAUUAGGACUCAUCUUCACAAAUUUUCCAGGAGUUAUCUGUCCAGAAAGAAUCCUGUCCCUUAAUUCGGGGUUCUUCUUAUUCCUGAGAUUCAUUACAAACGUUCUUAAUUUGUUUCUGUAACCAUCUGCAACUUUCAGGUAUUCAUCCUUGAACACCUCCGCUUCGAUACUCUUUGCCACAGACAAUAUCUGCUGACUAGAAUCACCCCGUUCAAUGGCCAAUGCCGUAUACAAUGCACUGAUAGAAGCAUUUCUGGUGGAAUCGUCAUAAAUAUCAGUACUAAUACCAUCUAUCUUGGGGUUUCUAGGUCCACUGUGAAACUUGUUCUCCUUACUUGGAGUUGAUGAGCCUGAAGUGGCAGCUUUUACAUCAGAAGUGGGUCCUUUCUUCUUGUUCUUCUCUGCUUGGACCAUAUCUCUCCAAUUUCUAAUCAUCUUCUUGACAAUGGAACUGAUUUCUGAAUUCGUACUGGACCUGUACUUGUUCACAGCGACACCGACUUUGGUUUCUCUCAAUAACUUUUCGGUUGGUUUGACUCCAUCACUAAGGAUAUUCAACAAUUUCAAUAUCAUUACAUCGUCCGAAGACUUCUCCAAGUUCGACACAAUCGAUUUUAUCUCUUUCGCUUCCAUGGUGAUGAAACUCAAAUUUAUCCGGAGAAGAAACAGUUUUCUUUGAUGUC